This is a messenger RNA of Rosa chinensis, 856 nucleotides long. RefSeq names its product lactoylglutathione lyase GLX1-like. Gene Ontology annotation, cellular component: cytoplasm. The transcript is spliced from 7 exons. Gene Ontology annotation, molecular function: lactoylglutathione lyase activity; metal ion binding. The annotation marks the transcript as partial. NCBI's taxonomy places the organism in Eukaryota, Viridiplantae, Streptophyta, Magnoliopsida, Rosales, Rosaceae. The record is from RefSeq and is a predicted model, not a curated record.
AUUGCAUGGUCAGGUUUUACACCGAGUUUUUUUGGGAUGGAAGUGUUGAGUAGAAAAGAUUUUCCAAAAGUAAAUAUCUCAAAUGCAGUCAUUGGGUUUGGAUCUGAAGAGACUCAAUUUGUUCUGGGACUCACCCAACACCACAGUGCAGUUGACAAAUUGGAGCUCGGAACAGCCUUCAAUCAUUUCGGAAUUACAACUCAAGAUAUUUAUACAAUGGUUGAAAAAAUUCGAGCUGCUGGUGGGGUGAUCACUCGUGAACCAGGGCCAGUUGCACCCGGCGGGACUACCAUCUACGCCUUUGUGAACGAUCCCGAUGGCUACAGUUUCGAGCUCUUCCGCAGGCCGCCAACUCCAGAACCACUUAAUCAUAUAUGUCUUAACGUGGUUGACAUUGAUCGUUCUAUUGACUUCUACCAAAAGGCUCUGGGAAUGAACUUACUAGUGCCAAAGUACAACAAUGCUCAAGAGCAGUAUACUGUAGCUAUGGUGGGCUAUGGAUCCAACUAUACUCAGACGACCGUCAUCGAGCUGCAAUAUAACUAUAAUGUGACAGAUUAUACCAAAGGAAAUGGAUAUGCACAGGUAGCUAUUGGCACCGAUGAUGUAUACAAGAGUGCAGCAGUUGUUGAACAGGUUAUCCAGGAACUUGGUGGGAAAAUAAUUCAACCACCAGGUCCAAUUCCAUUUAUCAAGACCAAAAUCACUGCAUUCCUUGAUUCAGAUGGCUUUGAAACGGUGUUGGUGGACAAUCAAGAUUAUCUUAAAUAUCUAAAGGAAGAGUGAUGAAGCAAAAUGCCUUGCAUUAAUUUGGGUCUUGCUUAUGUACGUUUUUCGAUUUGAAUUAUAGUUUUUA